AGUACUUGCUCCUCAGUUCGACUUGUGGAGCGUGUGCAGCACAAAUUAAAUUAUCAAUCACGCUUGCACUUUUACAAACUCAGCAGUCAAAAUGUCUAGAAAAGCUGGAUUGACGCUGCUCUCGUCUCCAAGUCUCAAAAUGAUACGAAAUUCAAUUCAAAUCACUGGAGCAAAUCUCCAACCAAUUAGAACCUUAACAUCCAUGACGCACCUGUCUCCUCGGGUGUCAUUUAUGUCGAAUGGUAACACCACCGGGCUUCUCUCAAAUCGACCUUCCCUCACAAAAUAUCGCAGCGAGGGACGACCCCUCACAAUAAUCCUCCCAUGGUUCAUGGCCAAAAAGAAAGCGGUGGAAAAAUAUGCAAAAGUCUACUUGGACAAAGGAUUCGACGUGCUAACAAUCGGCAUGAGCGGGGCACACCUCUUUCUCCCCUCGCUUUACGAACCAAUCAUAACGAGGGAAAUCCUGGCAACUUUAUUGAGCUCAGAUCACGAUGAAAAAAUUGUCCACUCCUUUUCCGCCGGGGGAUUCGUCUUUACCCGAAUCCAGAAGCAUGCUGAGUUAUCUCCUCAUGGGGAGAAGUUUCUAGGGACGAUCAAAUCCCAAAUUUACGACAGUAUGGCGGAUAUCAGCUCAUUAAAGAUAGGAAGUAGCAAAACCAUCUUUGUAACAAGUCCACUACUUCAAAAAGUGUUUUCCAACUAUGUGGAUCUACAUUUGAAAGUUUUUUCCGGCUCGACGAAAAUUCUUUUGGAGUCGAUAGACAUUUUCUAUAAUAAACCCGUCACGCAUGCGCCAGCUUUAUUUUUGUCGUCGGAACUUGACCCAAUCAGCCCUCCAAGUAUGCACAGAGGGAUGAUCGACUGUUGGAGGGGACAAGGGAUAACUUGUGAGCAUAAAGUUUGGAACGACACGCCACACGUUGGACAUAUGAAAGUAUAUCCGGAAGAGUACAAAGAGCUCGUGUGGAAACACUUGAAACGGAGUGGGAUUAAUGUUGCGGAAAAGGAUGUGAUUCGCAGAAGGGAAGAAAUUGUGAUGAAUGAUGGUGAAAAUAUUACCAGGAGGGGGGAUAAUAAUCGAGUGCCAAAUAUUGUACAGUACAAAACGUUGUAAAAUUGGAUGGAAUAUAUAAUAAUAACGUAAUAACAAAAUAAUAUAAUAAUAAUAUAAUAAUAAUAUAAUAAUAAUAAUAUAAUAUGUUGUUAAAUACAAUUGAGCAACAAAUUUAUUUGUGAUUAAGCGUGAAAAGGCUCUGACAAAAUGACCUGGAAUGACUAAGCUACAAUAAAUAUUUAAUACGUAUUUAAAUAAAAUAUUUUUAUACAUGUGACAAACAUUUUAUCGAAUCAUCGUCUUUAAAUGUGGGUGGUUAUUUGGGAGUGGUUGUAAACGAAAAAUAAUUUUGUGUUGAAUUAAAAUUUUUGAAUUUUCACGCCAUUCGAAACUUAACUUUCUCCCCUUUCACUUCCGUCGCGGAAAAUUAGUUUCACUUCCGUUCCAGACAAACAUUUCAAGCUUAUAAUAUAGUAAAAUAUAGUAAAAUAGCAAUUCAUCAGUGUUUCUUUUCGUGGGCACAAUAUUAUUUUUCUUGUAUACGUAUGUACAUAAAUGCACUCAUAGUGCAUAUACAUAUGAUCAAGUACAUGUACAUGAUCAAAUACAUAUAAUCAAAUCUUAUAAGACUGCAUGUAUGUAAAUGCAUAAAAA
Molecule: messenger RNA, 1711 nt
Organism: Folsomia candida
Lineage: Eukaryota; Metazoa; Arthropoda; Collembola; Entomobryomorpha; Isotomidae
Product: transmembrane protein 53-A-like
Exons: 3
Coding region: 92-1117 (341 amino acids)
Molecular function (GO): serine hydrolase activity
Source: RefSeq, a predicted model, not a curated record